AUGCCUCCCCCGGAAAAACCCUCUACAGAGAAGACUAGAUCAAUGAGUGACAGUGGCAUUUUGAGUUCAUCGAGUAGUCAACUGGAAAACCUUGUUAAGGAAAUGGGUGAGUUUCGUGAGGAAUCAAAGAAGGAAAUGCGUGAAUUUCGUGAGGAAUCAAAAGCCAUGGGAAAGUCGAUCGAUUCUACACAUGACAAGAUAGACGAAGUAAAGGUUUUAAUUAACGCUCAACGAGAAGAUAUUGACAAGUGCCGCGACGUGAUCGAUGUUCUCAAGGUGGAGAAUUCGCAGCUACAACGUGAGCUAGAGCAAGUUAAGAAGGAGCUCUGCGAUGUGCAACAAUAUUCGCGUAGAAACACGGUUGACAUACAAGGUGUGCCCGAGAAUAAGUCCGAGAAUGUGUUUGAAGUUGUAAAGGCGGUGGCAAAAGUUCUGCGGUUCGACCUCAAGCCAGAAAUGAUUGAUGCGGUGCACAGACCCGCGGGCGGUAGCGGCGCGUCGAGACCACGGGGCAUUAUUCUCAAGUUUGUUCGGCGCGGGGACUGUGAUGAGCUGUUGCGGCUUGCGAAAGUCAAGCGUGGGUUUCCAGCAUCAUAA
Homalodisca vitripennis (glassy-winged sharpshooter) is the source of this 597-nucleotide messenger RNA. RefSeq lists its product as uncharacterized. The record is from RefSeq and is a predicted model, not a curated record. Bases 1 to 597 code for a protein of 198 amino acids. Lineage: Eukaryota; Metazoa; Arthropoda; Insecta; Hemiptera; Cicadellidae. The transcript has a single exon.